UGAUGUCUCUUCAAGUCUUUGCCUCAAAAUCAAAAAAACUCUCUCUCCUCUCUCCUCUCCCUCCUUCAUCAUCACUUCUCAGAUUGCGUUACCUUUUGAUCUUUUUUUUUCUUCAUCUUCACCGUAUUGGUUUGAGCGAGAAAAUGAUAAUCAAGCUUAUCUCAUUUGGGUGAUUGCCACUUUCAGCUAUAGACCCAGUUUCCUCUCAAUUUUUUUAUAGUAAUUUUGUUUUCUGGGAAAGUUUCUGCCUUUUUCUGUUCCUUUUAAUUAUCCUUCCUCUAUCUAGUAUGAUUGCCUUUUUAUGAAUGCCAACCCAAAAAAAAAACGUAAAAAUAGUUGCUAAUGUAGGAGUAGCCUUCUCUCUGUAAUUCCGGUUCGAUUUUCAAUGUUUUCGUGAAAAAAGAAAACACUUUGUGGGGUUUGUGAGAUCAAAGAGUGUGAAUUUGAGAUCCGAGACUUUUCUCUCUCUGUCUCUGUCUUUAAGAAGUGUUGAGGAGGAUGAGAGAGGAAGAUUCCAAUUGGUUCGCUAAAUGGGAAGAAGAGCUUCCGUCGCCGGAGGAGCUCAUACCGAUAUCUCAAUCGCUAAUCACUCCCGAUCUCGCCAUCGCCUUCGAUCUCCGAAGCCCUAACCACCGCAGCAACGGAAAUUCCGGUCAACCUCUGCCUCAAACCACGCCGUCUCAAGCCAAUUCCUCCGCCGAAUUCGCCGCAGAUUCCGCCGGCGACGAGCCAGCUCGAACUCUGAAACGACCGCGUCUAGUGUGGACGCCGCAGCUGCACAAGCGUUUCGUAGACGCGGUGGCUCAUCUCGGGAUCAAAAACGCCGUUCCCAAAACCAUCAUGCAGCUUAUGAGCGUCGAUGGAUUAACCAGAGAAAACGUCGCAAGCCAUUUGCAAAAGUACCGGCUUUACCUCAAGAGGAUGCAAUCCGGCGGCGGCGGCGGCGGCGGAGGAAACGUCGGCGAGUCCGAUCAUCUCUUCGCGAGCUCACCUGUUCCUGCACAUUUCCUCCACCCGAUAGGUAGACAGAGCUCCGACCAUUUCAUGCCGUCUUUUGUCCCAAUCGCGGCUCUUCAGCAACAACCGCCUCAGUUCCUCCACCGGCAAAUCUCAGCCGCGAAUUUCACAUCUCCGACGAGCAACGGGAAAGCGAUGGACCAGUCGUUGUUCUUGGCCAGGCAGAAUCAGCAGCAACCAGUUCUCAUCAGACCAUCUUCAUUGCAUUUGCAUAGUCAAGUGGCUAAUAACGCAGAGGAUUUGGAAUCAGGAGCCAAGACGGUCUUAACUCUGUUUCCAUCUCGACACGACUGAAUGAUAUAUAUCUCUGUUUCUAGAUCGGAACAUCCACAAUCCGACUUCUGUUUUUUUUUUUUUUGGUCUUUGUCUGUGCACUGUAGAUCCGGUCAGUACCAGGCUCUGUGACCGGAUCUUUGAUGAUUCUGUUUCAUGUUUCAAAGUGUUUCCACAAAUGUCUUAGGAACAAUGGCCUCCUUGCGUCUCAAAGAUUGAGUUUUUUCCUCUGUAAAAUCCUGAUUGGAUAAAAAGAAGUCAUCUUUUCACUUGUUUGGAUUUGAUUAUACAAGUACUUUACUGUGUGUUUAUAUUGCUUCA
Molecule: messenger RNA, 1611 nt
Organism: Eutrema salsugineum
Lineage: Eukaryota; Viridiplantae; Streptophyta; Magnoliopsida; Brassicales; Brassicaceae
Product: transcription factor MYBC1
Exons: 1
Coding region: 499-1311 (270 amino acids)
Biological process (GO): regulation of DNA-templated transcription
Cellular component (GO): nucleus
Molecular function (GO): DNA binding; DNA-binding transcription factor activity
Source: RefSeq, a predicted model, not a curated record